Molecule: messenger RNA, 3289 nt
Organism: Saccoglossus kowalevskii
Lineage: Eukaryota; Metazoa; Hemichordata; Enteropneusta; Harrimaniidae
Product: protein O-GlcNAcase-like
Biological process (GO): glycoprotein metabolic process
Molecular function (GO): beta-N-acetylglucosaminidase activity
Source: RefSeq, a predicted model, not a curated record
CCGGAUUGCUUGCUAUGCGUAGUGAAAAUCGGAGCUGAAAUAUAUCUACUUGUUUCAUUACAGUGUUUUGCUUUCGCCGUCAUCGCUUAUGGUCGACGGUUAUUUACAAUUUUUAACUUUCCGACAUGUCUUCUAUGCCGAACGGGAGUUUUCUGUGUGGAGUUGUUGAAGGAUUUUAUGGUCGUCCAUGGAGUACAGAUCAGAGGAUUAGACUGUUUCAGCUCCAGAGUAAGUUAAAUUUGAAGCAUUACAUGUAUGCUCCAAAAGAUGAUUCCAAACAUCGUGCCUGCUGGAGGGAUAUGUAUUCAGUUGAAGAAGCUGACCACCUUACAUCACUGAUUUCCGCUGCCAAGGAAAACAAUGUGCAAUUCAUAUAUGCUCUGUCACCCGGUCUGGAUAUCACGUUUUCCAGUGUUAAAGAAGUUACCUGCCUAAAAAGGAAAUUAGAACAGGUGAAAGAUUUUGGAUGUGAAGUUUUUGCUUUGUUGUUUGAUGACAUAGAGACUGAUAUGUGUACAGCAGACAAAGAAAUCUUCCAAUCAUUUGCCCAUGCUCAAGUUUCAGUUACAAAUGAAGUGUACCAGCAUCUCGGACAACCAACAUUUUUAUUUUGUCCCACAGAAUACUGUGGAACCAGAGCUGUCCCUGAUGUUGCAAAUUCUGAAUACUUAACUACCAUUGGUAAUAAACUUCUCUCCCAGAUUCAUGUACUAUGGACAGGACCGAAGGUAGUGUCUAAGUUUAUUAGUGCAGAGUCUAUAGUGGAGCUGAAAAAAGUGUUGAAAAGACCACCAGUGAUCUGGGAUAACAUUCAUGCAAAUGAUUAUGACCAAAAAAGGUUGUUUUUAGGUCCUUACUGUGGACGUUCCACAGAACUUAUACCUCACCUGAGUGGAAUUCUCACAAAUCCAAAUUGUGAAUAUGAAGCAAAUUUUAUUCCUAUCCACACUCUCGCUACAUGGUGUAGUUUUGCGCACAAUCAAGAUGGCAGAAAAGAAGUAUUCAAUGAAUUGUGCAAUGCAACCAUUAAUGCAGACAUAAAAUUAGAAAGAGAAGGAGAAUCAAGUAAUUGUUUAUCACCACGACAUGGUAGUUAUGACCCACAGCUUGCUCUGAAAAUAGCUAUAAAAGAUUGGCUACAUGAAUUUACACAGUCACGUAGUUCAACUGGCAAGGCAGAAUCCAAAACUUUUAGUAUGGCACCUUCUCCGGAAUCACAAUUACCUGCCACCGGAGUGAGUACAUGCAUGUCUGUUACACCUACAACAGACUCCCUUAACCCUAGUCCAUCUGUAUCUACACAACUUAUGACAGAAGCACAAAAUGCUCUGAGGACUUUAGAAGUUAUGAGUGUGGAAGAUGCCUCUGUUGAUGAGGAAGAAAAAGUUGAACCAAUGGACAUUACUGCUGAUGGAUCAACUAUGAAAGGAUCGGAAAAUGUACAUGUGCCUACAAAAAUAAGCAGUGUAAUGAUGACCAAUUGUUCUACAACAGUCAACAAAGUGUCUGAUAUUCCAAUGCAGUUAAGUAGUAAUGCUGCAGAAAAACCUAACUAUGCUGAAAAAAUUCAAGCUGAAUUGAUUAGUUCAAAUGAAACUGCUGAACCCCAAAGAAAUUCUAUGUUCUUGGAGAUACCAACAUUUGAGGACAUUGAAUUGCUGGUGGAUACAUUUUUCUUGCCAUAUGAACAUGGUCUUAGAGCUGUUUAUAUGUUAGAAGAGUUGCAUUGGUUGAAGACGCAUGCAUUUUGUGUGACAGAGUCAAAGCAUUCUAAACACCCACCUCCAAUGGCAGUGGAAUGGGGUGACCGUGCAUGCAUGUUUGCCAACUCGUGCCAAGCAGUUAAUAGGCUGUUCCAGAGAUUGACCAACAUACCAAAUCGAUCACUUCUUUAUGAGCUUUAUCCAUAUGUAUGGGACAUGAAAGGAGUUGUUUCUCUGCUUCACUCCUUUGUAAAGUGGCUAGUGAUGGGACAGGUACCACAAAUAUCCUGCGACUUCAUGCAAGCCACCUUGACAUGGUGUACCAAGGGCUACAAAGAAAUAUUCAUGAGUGGUGAUCUUGAACCAUGGGUUUUCCGUGGUGGUCUCACAGCUGAGCUUCAACGCAUGCUCCCAAUAGAUGGAGCUGCCGAUCUUUUUGUUCAGAAACCUCCAGAAAAAUUGAGCAGCAAAGUCUAUACAAUCAGACCAUAUUUGCCCAAGGAUGAGGUUGAAGUGUACAAAGUUUGUAGACUUACUUGUGAUGAUGGCUCAGAUGGAACGGAUAUCUUUCCUGAUCAUCCAAACCUUAUUGGUGACAAGUUAGUUGGUGGACUUAUCACUCUCAGUCCAGAGUAUUGUUUUGUAUUGGAGGAUGAAAAUGGUAUCUGUGGCUAUGUUCUUGGAGCUUUGAAUGCUAAAAAGUACUACGACCUGUAUGAUAUGGCUUGGAUGUUGGAAAUGUGUUCCAAAUACCCCAAACCAAAAUCUAAAAAUCUCACCCCAGCAGAGGAGGUUUUUCUAAGUUUUCAUGAAUACAAAAUUUAUCUUCCUAAUAAUCUACAUCAAAAAUAUCCCUCGCUGCUAAAAAUGGAUAUUCUACCGAGUGUUGAAGAUACAAGUGUUGUAAAGAAUAUGUUGGCUUGUAUUCUAUCUGCACUUAAAGCUAAUGGAUCCUAUGGUGCAUUUGUAGAGGUUGGUGUUGGCAACAAAACAAUGUUGGACUUUUACACUAAGCUGGGAUUUUUAGAAGUGCCAAUGUUGGAUGAAAUCUCAGAUGAAGUAAUCAUACUUGGAAGAGCAAUGUAACAGACCAGUUGUAACCAACAACAGAGCAAUGGAAGAACAAGCAAUACAUCUGCUGUCUGCUGCAUCUUGAAAGCUUGUGUCUACCGUUGUAGUAUUUACGAUUUUCCUGAAUUAUCCAGUCUCUUGCAUGGACAGUCAAUUGGUGUUUCAGGAUGUACUUCCCUUAUGUGAACCACUUUCAAAUUUGUAAACGUUUCAUAUUUCUUAACGUUAUUCUUAUAUUUGUAAUUCAGUUUUAAUGAUGCAUGCUCAACUUUACUGAGAAAGACAAAUCCAAUCAUGAAGAAAAAAGUUGUGCUGUUUUGAUAAAUGGAUUUCAGUUCGAAUACGUUUAAACCUAUAGAUAAGUAAAAAAAAUAUAACGUCCGUAUCUGCAACAUUGCAAAUCAUGAACCACAACUUUUGAAACCAAAUCUGUCAAAUGCAGUCGAUAUAACUUAUAAAAAGAAUAGUUUAUUGUCCAACUUGUAUUACAUUGUUUAUAAAAGAUGUUAUAUCUA